Molecule: messenger RNA, 1538 nt
Organism: Cygnus olor (mute swan)
Lineage: Eukaryota; Metazoa; Chordata; Aves; Anseriformes; Anatidae
Gene: NEUROD4
Product: neuronal differentiation 4
Exons: 2
Coding region: 275-1270 (331 amino acids)
Biological process (GO): regulation of DNA-templated transcription; nervous system development
Molecular function (GO): protein dimerization activity
Source: RefSeq, a predicted model, not a curated record
CCCCCCAAAAAAAUCCGUCGCAUCCCUUCUUCUCCGCACCUGUUUGGCUGAUGAUUGCACUGGGACUGGGACCAGGAGUGGGACUGGGCUGGAGAAGCUCCUGGGUCCAGGACUCAAAGGCACCAGUGAUCCCAUGGCCAUACUGGGGCUGAAGGAGUAGCUGAAGGGUUUUUAACCUCCCUGGCAGCCAGAGCCCACCGGGUCCACGUACAGCUGGGCCACAUCCUGCUGCGUUCCCAGGCAGGACACGGUGCAGAGGUCUCAGAGGUCAGGGAUGACGAAGACGUACGCCAAGCCCAAGGAGAUGGCGGAGCUCCUGAGCACCCAAGCCUGGAUGGACGAAACGCUGAGCUCCAAAGGCGAGCUGAAGGAAGAGGAUGGCAGGCAAGGUCCCUUCGGGUUGGUGCCUGGCUUGAACGAAGAGCACGACAGCAUCGAGGAAGAAGAGGAGGAAGAGGAUGAGGGGGAAAAGCCGAAGAGAAGAGGACCAAAGAAGAAGAAGAUGACCAAGGCGAGGCUUGAGCGAUUCAGGGCUCGGCGGGUGAAGGCCAAUGCCCGCGAGCGCACGCGGAUGCACGGCCUGAACGAUGCUCUGGACAACCUGAGGAGGGUGAUGCCCUGCUACUCCAAGACGCAGAAAUUGUCCAAGAUCGAGACCCUGAGGCUUGCGAGGAAUUACAUCUGGGCUCUGUCUGAGGUGCUCGAAACGGGGCAGACUCCUGAAGGCAAGAGCUUUGUGGAGAUGCUCUGCAAGGGCUUGUCGCAGCCCACCAGCAACCUGGUGGCUGGCUGCCUGCAGCUGGGGCCGCAGACCCUGUUCCUGGAGAAGCACGAAGAAAAGUCCCCGGUGUGCGACUCGGCCAUUUCCAGCCACUCCUUCAGCUACCAGUCCCCGGGGCUCCCCAGCCCGCCCUACGGUUCGAUGGAAACCCACCUGCUGCAUCUGAAGCCUCCGACCUUCAAGAGCCUGGUGGAUGCGUCCUUCGGAGCCCACCCCAAUGACUGCACCACUCCCCCCUACGAGGGGCCCCUGACGCCGCCCCUCAGCAUCAGCGGGAACUUCUCCCUGAAGCAAGACGGGUCCCCAGACCUGGAUAAAUCCUACACCUUCAUGGCCCACUACCCCUCGGUCGGCCUGGCGGGCGCACACGGACACGGAGCACACUUCCAAAGCGCGGUGCCCCGCUACGAGAUCCCCAUAGACAUGAGCUACGAGUCCUACCCGCACCACGUGGCCGGGCCCCAGCUCAAUGCCAUCUUCAACGAGUAGCAAAGCAGGGUCAGACCCGAACUCUGGAGACAGGGAGAAGUUCGGCCGAGCUGCGGAGCUGUUUCUAGAAGGGACACAGCCGGAGCAAGGGAAUUGCUGCUCCGGGGCAGUGCGAGACCUCUGAACAUCUCUGCAGGACGUCACUGCGCAAGGUGCAGCUGGCCCUCCUGUCCUCCCCCAGCCCGUGCCACCUCGCUGAGUUUCAGAGCUGCCCCCAGAACCCUUCCUGAGAUCUGAACCUGGAUUGCAGACCCCCGUAUCUGCGUGA